Messenger RNA from Amborella trichopoda, 3702 nucleotides. NCBI's taxonomy places the organism in Eukaryota, Viridiplantae, Streptophyta, Magnoliopsida, Amborellales, Amborellaceae. The record is from RefSeq and is a predicted model, not a curated record.
UCUCCUGAGAAAAUACUACAGAUACCCCUCAUUAUUCAAGCCGAUACUAUUAAAGGUAAGGUAGGCUCUAAUUGGAUUGUUAGUGCCUCGGCUAUGUACAAACCGCACCCGUGUAAAAGAGGAAGGAAGGUCGCCAAAAGCCUGUGAUUAUGAUUUGACUGGACAUGGCAUCCAGCUGCCGCAUGGCUAUUUAUACUCGCCCACGUAUUUCGCUUCACACUACCUCGGAAUAUGGCCCUCGUCUGCAAUCUCCAAGUCCAAGGUGAGCUUUCAUGGAAAUGUGCCGUCGAACUAGAUACUGGUUCAACCUGUAUUUACAGAGGUGUAACAGAUGGUAUAAAUCUCUUGUUUGUCACUGUUCUCUCUCUAAUUUGGUUGUUUUCAAUUUUUCAAAGGCGAUCAAUCCAUGGGGAUGUACCCAAAUCUCCCUUCUUCGUAGUGGUUUCAGCACUAUGCUCUAUUAUAGCCAUUGCUUAUUUUGUCUUCGCGUUAUGGCCUUUGGUAUGGAAAAACAAUGCACCCAUGAAUUUGAAUUGGGUUGUUUUAUUAUUGAGAGGAUUGGUUUGGGUGGUUUUAGCACUCUCUCUCUGCAUUCAGAGGCUUAAAUGGGCGAGAAUUCUGAGUUUGGUUUGGUGGGUCUGUUUCUCUCUUCUUGUUUCGGCUCUAAACCUGAUGCUCUUGGCGAAAAGACAGAGAAUUCCAGUCUUGGAAUUGGUUUCGUGGCCUAUAAACUUUUUGAUUCUCAUUUGUGCUUCGAAGCUCAUCAGGCACUUUCUCUCUCAUAAAACAGUAGACCAGAGCUUAUCACAAUCUCUACUGAGCAAAAAUGACCAAAAAGAAACAAACCCAAGUGGUGGAAUUGGCUUUUUAAGCUGGCUAACAUUUUCUUGGGUCGAUCCUCUGCUACGUUUAGGCUACUCGAAACCUUUAGCUCUUGAAGAUGUUCCCCCUCUAGAAUCAGAAGAUGAAGCUAUUCUAGCAUAUGAGGCCUUUGCUAAGUCAUGGGAGUCUCAUAAGAAAGGGAAAAACACCGAGAAUUCAGUCUUCAGAGUGUUAGCUACCUGUUAUACUAGAGAGAUGUUGGUAAUUGGAUUCUAUGCCUUUCUUCGAGCCACCACUACUUCAGCUUCGCCCCUCUUACUCUAUGCCUUUGUGGAAUUCAUGAGUGAAGAGAAGCAUCAUCCUUAUGACAAGUACUACUUAGUAGGAGGCCUAGUUUUGGUGAAAUUGGUUGAGUCUCUUUCGCAAAGACAUUGGUUUUUCAAUUCGAGAAGGGUGGGUAUGAGGAUGAGAUCAGCUUUAAUGGCUGCUGUUCUCCGAAAACAGCUUAAGCUCUCUAGCUUGGGUAGGAGGAGACAUUCAACAGGGGAAGUAGUGAAUUAUAUUUCAGUGGAUGCUUAUAGACUUGGUGAAUUUCCAUGGUGGUUCCACAUGGCUUGGAGUUCACUUCUCCAACUGUUCUUUGCAUUGUUGAUUCUCUUUCAAACUGUGGGUUGGGGGGCACUUCCUGGCUUGGUUCCAAUCUUCAUUCUUUCUCUACUAAACAUACCCAUUGCUAAGAUACUCAAAAACUGCCAAUCCCACUUCAUGCAAGCCCAAGAUGAAAGGUUGAGAGCCACUUCUGAGGUCUUAAACAACAUGAAAAUAAUCAAAUUGCAAGCUUGGGAGGAUAAGUUCAGGGGCCUAAUUGAGUCUCUAAGGGGUGAAGAAUUCAAGUGGUUGGCUUCAGCUCAAAUCAAGAAAACUUUUGGCGUUAUUUUGUAUUGGAUGGUGCCUAUGCUUGUUUCAGCUGUGGUAUUUACAGGCUGUGUUUUACUGGGGUCAGCGCCAUUGAAUGUUAGCACUAUUUUCACUGUUUUAGCAACUGUUAGGAUUAUGUCGGAGCCCUUGAGAAUGCUUCCCGAGUCUUUUUCUCUCUUAAUUCAAGUUAAGGUCUCAUUGGAUCGACUCAACCGCUUCUUACUAGAUGAUGAACUUAGAGUAGUGGGUGUUAGGGGGCACCCAGUUCAGAGUUCUAACUACCAUUUGAAGAUACAAGGGGGAAUUUUUAGUUGGGAUCCAGAGGCUGCUAAUCCUACAUUAAAAGGCAUUAAUUUUGAGGUCAUGAGAGGGCAGAAGAUUGCUGUUUGUGGAUCUGUUGGUGCCGGGAAGUCUGCACUUCUAUAUGCAAUACUUGGAGAAAUACCCAAGAUAGCUGGAGUGGUUGAGGUCUAUGGAUCUAUUGCUUAUGUUGCUCAAACAGCUUGGAUACAAAGUGGGACUAUCCGCGAUAAUAUACUCUAUGGGAAGCCAAUGAAUAAGACCAGUUAUGAGAAUGCCAUAAGAGCCUGUGCUUUGGAUAAGGAUCUUGAAAAUUUUGAUCAUGGCGACCUCACAGAGAUUGGAGAGAGAGGACUCAACUUGAGUGGGGGUCAGAAACAAAGGAUUCAGCUUGCCAGAGCAGUGUAUAACGAUUCUGAUAUCUACCUUCUUGAUGAUCCUUUCAGUGCAGUCGAUGCCCACACUGCGGCGAUCCUUUUCAACGAUUGCGUCAAAAAGGCCUUGGAAAAGAAAACUGUGAUUCUCGUGACUCACCAAGUCGAGUUCCUGGCAGAAGUUGAUGAAAUUAUGGUUUUGGAAGGUGGAAGAAUCACACAGUCUGGAAGCUACAAUGAUCUCCUGAGGAAAGGGAUGGCUUUCGAACUGCUUGUAAAUGCUCAUCAAGAAGCCAUGACAGCCUUAGAAAAUCCAAAUAAACAAGAUUUGCUUGAAACACAUAAGCAAGGAUUGGACCCACCCAAUUUCUUCCCAACUUCACGAGGAAACAGUGAAGUGGAAAUUAAAACUAGUGCAUGCUCAACUAUCCAACUGACCAAUGAAGAAGAGAAGGAGAUUGGAGAUGUGGGGUGGAAGCCUUAUAUAUAUUAUAUAAGAGUUGCCAAGGGUUCUAUUCUUAUUUUUCUUGUUAUACUUCUUCAAAGUGGUUUUCUUCUAUUACAGUCCAUAGCCACUUACUGGCUGGCAGUAGCUGGUAUUCUUCCCCAGAUUACAAAUGUAAUUUUAAUUGGAGUAUACACUGGGCUGUCCAGUUUGAGCAUUGUCUUUGUUUACUUCAGAUCUUGGUUCACAACACAUCUAGGAUUACGGGCCUCAAGGGCCUUUUUCUCUGGUUUCAUGGACUCGGUGUUUAAAGCUCCCAUGCUAUUCUUUGACUCCACACCUAUUGGGAGGAUAUUAACACGGGCAUCCUCGGACAUGAGCUUACUAGACUUUGACAUACCAUAUGCCAUUGGUUUCUCUGUGUGCACUUUGCUUGAGCUGAUAUCGGUACUUAUCAUAAUGUGUAUUGUGACAUGGCAAGUUCUGGUCGUGGCUAUUCCCGUCAUGUUACUUACAUACUAUCUUCAAAGGUACUACCUAUCAUCUGCAAGAGAACUAGUAAGGCUUAAUGGUACAACAAAGGCACCUGUUAUGAACUGUGCAGCAGAGACGUCUUUGGGUGUGGUUACAAUAAGAGCAUUUUCAGUCAUGGAAAGGUUCAUCCAGCGAAAUCUGAUUCUUAUAGAUACAGAUGCAAGGGUCUUCUUUUAUACAAAUGCUGUCAUGGAGUGGUUGCUUUUAAGAGUGGAACUACUACAGACUGUCACCUUAUUCACUGCCACAAUUCUCCUUGUUUCACUCCCGAAGGGUUCCAUAACUCCUGGUAUGCUCUCUACUCUGUGA